Cuscuta europaea is the source of this 517-nucleotide messenger RNA. NCBI's taxonomy places the organism in Eukaryota, Viridiplantae, Streptophyta, Magnoliopsida, Solanales, Convolvulaceae. The record is from the annotation of a GenBank genome assembly.
CAACUGGUGUUUAUAAGGAUGUUAAAGUUUAUACGCACACUGAUCCUACCACUAUAGCAUUGUAUGCUAUAUACAAGAAUAAACAUGAUCUUAUAUAUCACUUGAAGUUGUAUGCCAUUGAGAACAACUUUCAGUAUGUGACUAAAACUUCAAGAAAAGAAAGUUUACAUGUUUUUUGUCCUGAUGAGAAAUGUGAGUGGGCUGUUCGUGGUGUUCGUCUUCCUGAUGUGGACUUCUUUCAGAUUCGCAGAUUUGAUUCAACUCAUUCUUGUUCAGUGGAUUUCAUAGAGGGUGAUCACAAGCAGGCCACUUAUGACAUUGUUGCAGGCAUGGUUAUUCAUCGUUACUCCAAUGCUUCUAAGAAACCCUAUCCGCCAAAUGACAUAAUUGACGACAUCCGUAGAGAAUUUGGCAUCUCUUUGUCUUACCGUAAAGCUUUGGCAGUUAAGCGACAUUCAAUGAAGCUUCUCUUUGGAUCCGAUGAAGAGUCAUAUCAAUUAUUACCUUCCAUGUGCCA